Molecule: messenger RNA, 1163 nt
Organism: Frieseomelitta varia
Lineage: Eukaryota; Metazoa; Arthropoda; Insecta; Hymenoptera; Apidae
Product: 2-oxoglutarate and iron-dependent oxygenase domain-containing protein 3-like
Exons: 5
Coding region: 94-1077 (327 amino acids)
Cellular component (GO): membrane
Molecular function (GO): L-ascorbic acid binding; oxidoreductase activity, acting on paired donors, with incorporation or reduction of molecular oxygen; iron ion binding
Source: RefSeq, a predicted model, not a curated record
AAUAACUAUACAAUAUACGUACUAUAAAAUAGACUAUAGAGAAAGCAGGUCUUUCGUACAGGUGUUAGCACUGUCAAAGAAAUUAUAUUGAAAAUGACACAGGAAACUAAAAAAAUAAAACCGAAGCAAGUAGAAAAAGAAAAAAGUCAAAAGGAAGAGAAAACUGAAAAACAUGUGAAAGAAGACACAACUGACAAUGUUAAGUUAAAAUAUGGACCUUCAAUAAGAUUUCCUUAUCAAAGAGUGUGGUCUCGUUCUGCCCUGAUAUUUCCAGCGUUAUUUAUAGUUUGGUAUAGCAGCAGACAGGGUAAAGAGAUUUAUUUAGCGAGACAAAAAGAGAUUUUAUUAAGUCGCACGCUGAAUGUUGGAUGUUCAAGUGAUUAUGAAGCAGAGACAAGCAAAUAUCCAGAAUGUGUACCUGAAAAAUGUGGGAGGAUAGUUACAGAUAAAUUGGUAUCAUCAACAGAAACUGACGUCUUAUUGAAAAUAGCAGUAAGUGGUUUGAAUUUGGGUGGUUCUGAUGGAGGUGCAAGUAUUUUGGAUCUUCAUUCUGGUGCACUGAGUAAAGGUCAAGGUUUUAUAGACAUUUAUACUUUACCAGAAGCAAAAAAGAUAUUCAAUAGUGCUGAUUUUGCAAUUUAUAAAGUAGUAAAAACUAAAAUACAACAUGCAGUAGCACAUAACUUUGGCAUACCUUCAAACAAAAUAUUUUUAACAAAGCCAACUUUUUUUUCUCGAAUGACUAAUGUGUCUGCAAAAACGAUACAUGAUGAAUAUUGGCAUCCUCACGUUGAUAAGGAAACAUAUGAAUCUUUUCACUAUACAACUUUACUUUAUCUGAACGACUUUGGAAGGGAUUUUGAAGGAGGCCGAUUUAUGUUUAUAGAUAAAAAUAACGUGAAAACUAUAAUAGAACCUCGUAAAGGUAGGGUAUCUAUGUUCACUUCAGGUAGUGAGAAUUUACACGUAGUUGAAAAAGUACAAUCAGGAACUCGAUAUGCGUUAACCAUAUCUUUUACAUGUGAUCCAAAUGCUGCAAUUUCUGAUCCAAAUCAUCGACUAAAACAAGAAAAAUAAAAUUAUUGUAUAAAUAAAAAUUCAUUAUAAUUUUAUAUUGAAAGUUUACCUUUAAAAUGUUCCUUCUAAUAAAAUAUUUUAUUUCA